Molecule: messenger RNA, 2025 nt
Organism: Aricia agestis (brown argus)
Lineage: Eukaryota; Metazoa; Arthropoda; Insecta; Lepidoptera; Lycaenidae
Product: zinc finger protein 888-like
Exons: 15
Coding region: 54-1985 (643 amino acids)
Cellular component (GO): nucleus
Molecular function (GO): zinc ion binding
Source: RefSeq, a predicted model, not a curated record
UGAGUAUUGUAUAAAACACUAAAGUGAAGAAAUCUAUAUAUCCUGUAUCCACCAUGCUCUUACCUGAAGAUGAUGACAGCUUGCACCUACAUUGUGAAGAUACAAAAAUAUUUACACAGCAGCUGAAAGCAAAUGGCACUGAAUUGUUUUUUCCAAUGGACAUUGUUUCAAAUGAAAACUUCCAAGCUUCUGUAUUAACACAGGUUUGUCGCAUUUGUCUAGCAGUUGAUGUCAAAGUAUACCACAUUGGAGACUACAAACUUAAUCAGUAUUAUCAAAAUGUAACUGGGAUUGUGUCAAGUCUAGAAGACAACUUACCAAAAGUGCUGUGUUGGGAAUGCGUCGCGAGAUUAAAAACUGCUAAUAGUUUCCGGGAGAAAGCACUAAGAUCAUAUAAUCUGUUGUUGAGCAGUGUCAAAGACAAUUCCAUAUUGCUGAGAAAUGUGAAAUCAAUAGACAGAGUUGCUAACAAACUACGUUCGCCGCUAGUGUUGCAACAUUUCGACGGCGAUGGAAGUCUCCAGUCAACUAAAUGUAGUGAUCCUGUCAAUGUCGACACUCUUGACGACGAUGAAGUUAUUGUACCAGAAGAAGUGGUCGAAAUUGAACAUGCUGACUUUAAUCAAGAUGAGAGUGAUGAUAACAGCAAAGAUGCAUUAGAAGAACAAUGUGAUGAUCCAACUAUCACUACAAAAAGGAGUAAAAGAAGCAGCAAGCCUAUGAAGUGGGGUUCUCUGGACGAGUCCAAGUUCACGAUCCGGCGGCUGAGCGCGGCGGAGCAGUUGGAGGAGCUGGCGCGGCGGCAGGAGUCGGCCGCGUACCGCGCUGCGCGAUACCGCUGCAACAUCUGCUACCGCGUGUUCGUGUCGCAGGCCCAGCAGGACAAACACAGCAUUAAGCACAGCGACAGCCGGGGGAAGCUGGAGUGCGAUAUCUGCAAGAGCCGGUUGCGGUCGUCGAGGAUGCUCCGCCACCACAUAGCCAGCUGUCACACCACCAGCUUCGCCUGCAAAGCCUGCCCCUUCUGGACCAAGAAUAGUUCUGUUGCAAAGAAGCACCAACUGUUCCAUGCUGGAAUGACAUUCAAGUGUCCACAUUGUCCUUUAGAGUUUGAGAGACAGACGAAGUAUUUCAAUCACAUCCGGCGGCAGCACGUGUCGAAGUUCGUGUGCGAGUACUGCGGACAGACCUUCAUCAGUCAGAAAGGCGCCGACGCACAUAAAACUAAAUCGCACAAACCGGCUGACUUUGAGGCGGAGCUGACGGGCCCGUACUGCGCGGAGUGCGACGUGCGGUUCGCCACCGACGACGCGCACGACCGUCACCUGCAGCAGUCGGCGGCGCACUGCAGAGAUGAUACUGUACUGGCGGAAAGACGACUGCGGCUGCUGCUGCGGGGCCGCGGCCGCGUCAACCGUCAGCCAGCCACCUCCGACACGGUGCGGUGCGAGCAAUGCGGCAUAGAGUGCGACAAUUUUCGAGCGUACGCGCAGCACUUCAGGUUCCAGCACCCCGGCUGCAACCGCACGCUGUACAGCGGCACCGACCCCGCCAUGUGCGAGCACUGCGGCAAGAUCUUCCAGAACAAGGGCCAGUUGCGGAGCCACAUGGCGCUGCACACGGGCGGCAAGUUCGAGUGCGCGGAGUGUGGCAAGAGCUUCGCGCACUACACAACGCUGUGCUACCACCGCCGCAAGCACGAGCCCGACGGCGGCUUCGACUGCCCCGUCUGCGGGAAGCGGUUCACGUGCUACAGCAACCGACACCGACACAUCAAACACGCGCACGGCGGCGAGGAGAAGCGAUUCAAGUGCGAUACUUGUGAUAAGCGGUUCGGGCAACGGAGUACGCUGCAGUCGCACGUCGAUCACGUGCACCUCAACGUCCCGUGGCCGAAACGCGUACGCGCGCCCCGGCCCCGCCCAACUCUCGCGGGCGCGAACGCCGCCCACCCGUCGAACAGCAUUGUAGCUAAUGAAGGCUGAUAUAAAGACAACAACUCAUAAAUAAAUUAUUUGCGACUAU